AUGGAUGGAAAUGUCUCCAUGAUUGGCCCCAAGGUCUCAAAUUUUGGAUUCUCUGGAUCAUUUUCGUCGAACAUUCCCACGCUGCUACGCUCAUUAUAUUCCGUAAAUGGUGCGAGCCUUGAAAAUUUGAUUGCUUUCACCCAUUUGAGUUCCCUCACAUUAUGGGAGCCAUCGAGUAACAUCAACAGCUGCAAAUUGCCGCCCAAAUUGCUCAACCUUAAGUUAUUCGAACCAACUGGUGAGAUCGAGAAUUUAAAGUUUCCGCCCAACUUGCUCAAACUUUCGAUUUCUCUUGCCAAGUUCAAAGACUUCGCCAAAGUCGAUUUUCCCGCUAAAUUAGUUGACCUCGAGUUAUUGAAUUGUGACAUUAAGCUGACAGUCGGCUGGCUGAUACCAGCCCAAUUGAAAAGACUUUCACUUGCAAGUAACAAGCUUUCGUCUUUCCAUGCCGUUCUUCCUUGCUGUGAAUUCUUGUGUUUGAGCGGCAAUUAUAUAAGGAGUGUCCAAAUUGAAGCUCCCGUUCUUGAGCAUAUUGACUUGAGUGAGAAUCUUUUGACUUCAUUUCCCACACUUCCAAAUCGCCUUAAAGUCCUUAUUCUCAGUUACAAUAGGCUAUAUGUCUCCCAGAUACCAGAGUUGCCUUCUAGUAUCAGGCGUUUAGACCUUACGAUGGCUGGAAAGAUAGCUCUUCAAAACAACUACACAUUUCCAUCAUCAUUAAGUGAACUCCACCUCGCAGCAUUGAACUUGUCAGGUAUGAGUGGAGUCAAAUUUGCCAAAGGAUCAAAAUUGAAAGUAUUAAGCUUCAACAACUCUAAAUUGGGCAUAAUCAACGACAGAAUGAUUGAGCUCCCUCCGGGUUUGGAAUCACUAGACUUGUUUGAAAAUAAGUUGCAAAAUAUAGAUGAUUUCACCAUUCCACCAUCAGUUACAUUUCUAGACUUGGGAUUUAACGAAUUUCAAUCAUUAAAAGUCAAGUCCCAUAUUGAGAUACUAAACCUCAAUGUGAAUCCAAGACUUUCAAGUCUUGCGGUACCUAAGGAUCUGGAACUAAGAGUUCUCAAUCUCCUGGAGUUUGGACUUACAGAGUUCUCAUUUGAUUUAAUUGGAGCUGAGAAGCUCACACAACUACGUCUAGGAAUGAAGUUUGAAGUGGUUGACGUCUCGAAUAUGCCACCCAAUUUUCAGAUUUUAGAUAACUAUACGCAGCAUGAAAUCGAAGGAUUUCACAGGCAUCCUGGUACAGACAUUUUUAGAGCUAUUCAUCAGACCCAGAAUAUCAGCUAG
Molecule: messenger RNA, 1287 nt
Organism: Meyerozyma guilliermondii ATCC 6260
Lineage: Eukaryota; Fungi; Ascomycota; Pichiomycetes; Serinales; Debaryomycetaceae
Exons: 1
Coding region: 1-1287 (428 amino acids)
Molecular function (GO): protein binding
Source: RefSeq, a predicted model, not a curated record